AUGGUGGCAUUUGCGUUUGAUUCCAAGCAUUGCAAACAAAUGUGGAAUUGCAGCACUGAGGCCGCCGCCCAGUUGAUUCGAUCAUGCGAAACUAUCACAAUGGCCAGGAAACUGCACUCGUGGCUUCGUGACACGUGUCAUGAAUCCGACGGCCCCUACAUCUGGAACCUGGUCGUGCAGAUGUACGGCUCUUGUGGCGGCCCCGUCGAUGCCAGGAUCGCGUUUGACGGCAUCCGGCACAAGAACAUCUUUUCGUGGGUGAUGAUGCUCACAGCAUAUGCCCGGAAUGGGCAUUUGCGGGAAUCGAAAGGAAUCUUUGAUGCGAUGCCAGCAUGGAAUUUUGUAGCAUUUACAACAAUGCUCUCUGCUUUUGCCAGAAACGGGAAUCUAGACGACGCCCAGCGCUUGUUUGAUUCUUUAGAGGAAACCAAUCUUGUAGUGUGGAAUGUGAUUCUCACCGCACAUUGCCGUGACGGGAAUCUGGAGGAUGCAGUGGGGAUAUUCCGACGAAUGCCGGCGCUAGAUAUUCUGUCGUGGACGUCGUUGCUGGCGGCAUUUGCCCAGAGAGGGCAAUCGCAGGAGUGUCACCGUUUGUUUCACUCGAUGCCCGGUGGGAUCUUGUCGCUUGGACGGCUGUAA
Messenger RNA from Selaginella moellendorffii, 639 nucleotides. RefSeq names its product pentatricopeptide repeat-containing protein At2g35030, mitochondrial-like. The transcript has a single exon. Gene Ontology annotation, biological process: RNA modification. NCBI's taxonomy places the organism in Eukaryota, Viridiplantae, Streptophyta, Lycopodiopsida, Selaginellales, Selaginellaceae. The record is from RefSeq and is a predicted model, not a curated record. Gene Ontology annotation, molecular function: protein binding; RNA binding. The coding region runs from base 1 to 639 and encodes 212 amino acids.